UGCGGGAGCCGAGGGAUGAGGAUGGGGGAGCCGCGGGACGGGGAUGAACGCACAAUCGCCCUUGUGAGGCCGCUGCCGUUGGGAGGCCCCCGGGCCCCGAGGCCAACAGACGGCCCGGACACAAUGUACCCCAACAGGCGCAGCCUCCCUUUCCCCCUCAACUGUCAGCUCGUGAGGGUUGGAACUGCUGAUUAUGGAGGUGCCUCGGAUCAGAGCGAUCAGCAGCUGGACUGCGCCCUGGACUUGAUGAGGCGCCUGCCUCCACAGCAAAUCGAGAAGAACCUCAGCGACCUGAUAGACCUGGUCCCCAGUCUGUGUGAAGAUCUCCUGUCUUCUGUUGACCAACCACUGAAAAUCGCCAGAGACAAGGUGGUGGGAAAGGAUUACCUUUUGUGUGACUACAACAGAGAUGGGGACUCCUAUAGGUCACCGUGGAGUAACAAGUAUGACCCUCCUUUGGAAGACGGGGCCAUGCCCUCUGCUCGGCUGAGGAAGCUGGAGGUGGAAGCCAACAAUGCCUUUGACCAGUACCGAGACCUGUAUUUUGAGGGCGGUGUCUCAUCUGUCUACCUCUGGGAUCUGGAUCAUGGUUUUGCUGGAGUGAUCCUCAUAAAGAAGGCUGGAGAUGGAUCAAAGAAGAUCAAAGGCUGCUGGGACUCCAUCCACGUGGUGGAAGUGCAGGAGAAGUCCAGUGGUCGCACCGCCCAUUACAAGCUGACCUCCACGGUGAUGCUGUGGCUGCAGACCAACAAAUCUGGCUCUGGCACCAUGAACCUCGGCGGCAGCCUGACUAGACAGAUGGAGAAGGAUGAAACCGUGAGCGACUGCUCCCCGCACAUAGCCAACAUCGGGCGCCUGGUCGAGGACAUGGAAAAUAAAAUCAGAAGUACGCUGAAUGAGAUCUACUUUGGAAAAACAAAGGACAUCGUUAAUGGGCUAAGGUCUGUGCAGACUUUUGCAGACAAAUCAAAACAAGAAGCUCUUAAGAACGACCUGGUGGAGGCUUUGAAGAGAAAGCAGCAGUGUUAAGCCUCUUCUUCCCACUAACCGGACACGCCGCCGUGCGCUCAUUAGAUUCCUUUCUUAGAAACUCGUUUUCUGCUCCCUCCCUCGUCCCUUCCCCACCCGCCCCCCCAGGUCACACAACUUGCAUCACCACUGCACAGCGCCAUCUCUCCCUGAGAAUAAACCCUAUAAACACCCUUCUUGUCUCUGAGGCCUACUUCCCACCACAUUUUGCUAUCAGAACUCGGUAUUUCCAUAGAAACCAUGUUUUCUGUUUGCCCCGGCCCCCCGUCUCUCCACCACCACCCGUUUAUAGGCAUAAAAUACACUGUCUGUCUGCCUCCCUUCCCUCCCACCCUUUUGUUACAUUGGUGUAAAAAAUGUAAAACAAAAAAAUUUUAUGAAA
Physeter macrocephalus (sperm whale) is the source of this 1411-nucleotide messenger RNA. It is a transcript of the gene CAPZB, whose product is annotated as capping actin protein of muscle Z-line subunit beta. Gene Ontology annotation, molecular function: actin filament binding. NCBI's taxonomy places the organism in Eukaryota, Metazoa, Chordata, Mammalia, Artiodactyla, Physeteridae. The coding region runs from base 16 to 1029 and encodes 337 amino acids. Gene Ontology annotation, biological process: regulation of lamellipodium assembly; actin cytoskeleton organization; cell morphogenesis. Gene Ontology annotation, cellular component: F-actin capping protein complex; cytoplasm. The transcript has 9 exons. The record is from RefSeq and is a predicted model, not a curated record.